AUGGAACCCACUCCAGGGAUCAUUCAUGAUGGUCACAAUCUCUUCAAAAAUACAGUUAAUGAGUAUCUUCAGGAGCUUCCUCAGCCUGUGCAAUCUCGUCUGUACCAAUCUCCAGCAACAUGUCUUGCAAUAUACCGUCUUUUGUCCCCAAUGGCCAAAUUCUUCAUCAUGUCUAUGAUCUUUCAGGAUGAAGAAGUUUCCCUCAGGGACCUGGAUCGUUGGGUAAAACCGGACGCAAAGUUCCAGCUUCAUGACGCUAUCAAGUCCAUGAAGCUUCUUCAUUUAAUCACAGAGGGGCGCUCAGGACAGCCUCUUAUGGUACAGCUGAACUCAAUCUUUAAAGAGUCGUUUAAGAACGCACUCACCGGCGGCGAGGUGAAGAACUCAUUCGGCAACGUUGUGGAGGAGGAGAACGACCCUGUGACCAUGGCAAUGCUAGAUUCCUACGCUGCAGACAAGUGGGAGACCAUAUUGCACUUCAUGGUUGGCACGCCGCUAACUAAAAGUCCGGGAAAGAACGUACUUAGUCUGUUGAGACACAGCAAGCUCAUGGAGGUGGAUGAGUCUUCGAAAGAACUGAAGAUCACAAACGAGGGCUUUCAGUUUCUUUUGCAGGAUGCUAAUGCACAGAUAUGGACGUUGCUGCUCCAGUAUUUGACUAUGGCAGAGACAUUCCAGAUGGAUCCUGUGGACGUUUUGAAUCUUAUAUUCAUGAUUGGUGCCCUAGAAUUAGGAAAAGCAUACAGCGUUGUAGGUCUGAGUGAGACUCAAAAAACUAUGCUUCAAGAUUUAAGAGAUUACGGUCUUGUGUUCCAGAAGCAAUCGAACUUAUCAAAGUUCUACCCAACGAGGCUGGCGACCAUGCUGACAUCUGAUGUCGUCUCUAUCCGUUCAGCAUCCGGUGCUGUCAAUAGUGUACUAAGACAGCGCGCAGAGGGAGUGGAUGGCAAGGUUCUCAACGGGACUGCGCUUGGUGAUGAUGAUCUUCAGGCCGGUGGCGAAGGUGCCCUUGACGGCGCUUUAAUCGUAGAAACCAACUUCAAACUGUACAGUUAUUCGAACUCUCCACUACAAAUUGCAAUCUUGAGUUUGUUCAUACACCUUAAGACGCGUUUUCAAAAUAUGGUUACAGGGCAGAUAACUAGAGAGUCUAUUAGACGUGCGCUACACAACGGUAUAACUGCAGAUCAGAUAAUAGCAUAUAUGGAGACGCAUGCACAUCCUCAGAUGCGUCGUCUGGCAGGGGAUAACUUGGAGAAAAAGUUGGAGCUGGACCCUAACUGCAGAGAUACACUACAGGUGUUACCGCCAACAGUUGUUGACCAGAUAAAACUAUGGCAGUUAGAAUUGGAUCGGAUCAUAAGUUAUGAUGGGUAUCUCUUCAGGGAUUUUGAUAAUCUACAGGAGUACCAGGUUCUAGCUCAAUACGCCCGCGACAUCGGAGUCCUUCUUUGGAGCGAUGACAAGAAGAAGAUGUUCUUCGUUUCCAAAGAAGGCAAUGCACAAGUUAUCGAUUUCCACAAGAGAAAAUUCCGCAAGAAGUAG
Molecule: messenger RNA, 1545 nt
Organism: Eremothecium gossypii ATCC 10895
Lineage: Eukaryota; Fungi; Ascomycota; Saccharomycetes; Saccharomycetales; Saccharomycetaceae
Gene: TFB2
Product: TFIIH/NER complex subunit TFB2
Exons: 1
Coding region: 1-1545 (514 amino acids)
Biological process (GO): nucleotide-excision repair
Cellular component (GO): transcription factor TFIIH holo complex; transcription factor TFIIH core complex
Molecular function (GO): ATPase activator activity; double-stranded DNA binding
Source: RefSeq, marked provisional